Molecule: messenger RNA, 1505 nt
Organism: Dictyostelium purpureum
Lineage: Eukaryota; Evosea; Eumycetozoa; Dictyosteliales; Dictyosteliaceae
Exons: 2
Coding region: 1-1482 (493 amino acids)
Source: RefSeq, a predicted model, not a curated record
AUGAAGUUCCCAGAUACAUUUAAUUCAUCACCUUUAGGUCUCAUUCCCUCAAGCGUAACAUCAUUGACUUUUGGAAAUGAUUACAACAUUGAUUUAGAGGAACAUGUAUUACCAUCUCAUUCAAUUAUUUGUUUAACCUUUGGAAAUAGCUAUAAUAGACCCUUAGUUCGAGGAUCGAUACCGCCAUCUAUCCAGUAUCUUACUUUUGGUAGUUCAUUUAACCAGCGUAUAGUACCAGGGACUUUACCAAAUAACUUAUUAUAUAUCAAUUUUGGGGAUUCGUUUAACCAACGUUUAGAGGAGGGUAUGAUACCACCAAAUACAUCACAUAUAAAGUUUGGUGAUUCAUUUAAUCAAAAACUAAAUAAUAGAGGUUCAAUACCAAAGAGUGUAAAAAAGAUUGUGUUUGGUAAACAAUUUAAUAGUAGCAUAUUUCCAUCCGUUUUACCAGAGGGUUUACUUCACUUGGAAUUUGGAUUAAAUUUUAACCAGCCAUUAUUACCAUCAAGUAUACCAAGUACAGUUAGACGACUCUUUUUUUCCCAUCAUUUUGAUCAACACAUUUCACGAGAAAAUCUACCAGAGUCAGUUCAGGUCCUCACACUUGGGAAAAUGUUUUCAAUGAAGCUAUCAACUGAUACUCUACCACAAAAUAUUAAACAUUUGGUAUUUGGUACUUAUUAUAACCGUGAUUUAGGUAUAGGUGUUAUUCCUGACUCUGUAACUAAUCUCGAGCUUGGUGACGACUUUAAUAAACAACUCAAACCAGGUGUAAUUCCAGAUAGUGUUCGUAGUAUAUCGUUUGGUUAUUCAUUUAAUCAAAAUGUUGAAGGUUGUUUGCCACCCAAUUUAGAGUAUUUAUCUUGUUCAAGUAAUUUAUAUAAGAAUUUAACAGCUCAAAUGCUGCCCAAAACCCUAACACAUAUAUCAGUAGAUGACUUGUUUGAUAUACCUUUAAAUGGCCCACAUACAAUUCCUGACACGGUCACUCAUUUAACUUUAGGUCAAAGUUUCAAUAAAUCAUUGUAUUUAUUUUCUCUACGAAAUUUAGUUUAUUUAAAACUUGGCAAAUGUUAUAAUCAGCCUUUAACGCACGAAUCAUUACCGCAAAAUCUACGCCACCUUGAGUUUGGGGAUAAUUUUAAUCAGGUAAUUAGCAAAUCAAUACUUAAAGAGGGUUUGGAAUGGUUGGAGUUUGGAAAUAAUUUUAAUUUACCUCUCGAAAUAGGGUCAAUUCCUUCAUCAGUCAAACACCUUGGUUUCUCAAAUUCAUUUAAUCAGGCAAUAUUCAAAGGUAUUUUACCAAUAAACUUAAAUUCAUUAAUUUUUGGUAAUUCAUUUUCAGGUUAUAUAUCAGACGAUAUUGUUCCACCUUCAGUAAAUUUUAUUUCAUUACCAUCUCAUUUUCCAAGAUAUAAAAUAGGUGAUAGAGUUUAUAAAACAGUUUUAAUUAAAUUUCAAGAUAAAAAUUUAAAAAUAUAAAUAAAAUUAUGGGGUAAUAUAAU